Molecule: messenger RNA, 480 nt
Organism: Suillus discolor
Lineage: Eukaryota; Fungi; Basidiomycota; Agaricomycetes; Boletales; Suillaceae
Exons: 1
Coding region: 1-480 (159 amino acids)
Source: RefSeq, a predicted model, not a curated record
AUGCUUAAUGAACCAGAUAUUCAACCCAAUGCGACAAUUAACCAUUGGAUUCAAGGAAUAUUAUUAUUCGACUUCACUCUUGUUCAUGUACCUGCCACCAAGUUUAAAGGUCCAGAUGCCUUAUCUCGGAGACCUUUGGCAGAGAACGAAGAGGUUAUUCCUGAAGAAGAUUCUUGGCUAGAUGAUAUAGCCCUUUUCAAUCACAUAUCCCCAUCCUAUCAUCCAACUUCAUUACCCUUAGUCCUAGCUUCUACUAUCAGCCAAGAAGAAAGUUUGAAGAAUAUCUUCAAAUUUCUUACUACACUAGAAGCACCUCAUUUUGCUAGAACAUCUCAAAGGAAAAAGUUUGUCCAACGGGCUACUCAAUUUUUUGUCCGUGGUGGACAGAUGUUCAAAGACAAGGAGAUAGACCACCUUUGCUUGUUGUUUUUGCUAUCAACAAGAGAGUGGUCAUUCUCAAUGAAGCACAUAAAGGGCUAG